GCGUUUUCUAACUGGAAAGCUGUGAAUAGAGUGAGACCUCUGACUCUGCUAGGAUCUAAAUCCUCACAGGAAUCUCCUCUGCAGCUCCCAAACACUGGGUGAAAGGUCUGCUGAUAACAAGCAGGAACUUUGCAGGGCAGGAAUGAGAGCCUCACCGCUGAGCUCAACAUGAGAGAGUGGUGGAUCCAUGUGGGUCUGAUCUGCGUCCCGCUGGUGGCCGUCUAUCUGCACAUCCCGCCUCCUCAGCUCUCCGAAGCCCUGCAGAAGUGGCACAGCUCUGGGGAUUUCUUUCACUUUAGAGAGAAGAGGAUCUUUUACAGAGACUCCUAUGGUGCUUUGGGAAGCUCAGAUGUGGUCCUUCUCCUCCAUGGUUUCCCCACCUCCAGCUAUGACUGGAACAAGAUCUGGGAUCCACUCACACAGCGCUUCCAUCGAGUCAUUGCACUGGACUUUCUUGGAUUUGGCUUCAGUGACAAACCAAGACCCCACAGAUACUCCAUCUUUGAACAGGCCAGUAUAGUUGAAGCCCUGGUGAACCAUUUGGGUCUGAGCAAUCAGCGUCUCAAUCUGAUAUCCCACGACUAUGGAGAUACUGUGGCUCUGGAGCUGCUGUACAGGAGUGACCAAAAUCGCAGCGGCCAUCUGAUCUUCAACAGUCUCUGUCUUUCAAAUGGAGGGUUAUUUCCAGAAACUCAUCACCCACGAUUGCUGCAGACGCUGUUGAAGGACUCAAGUAUUCUGGGGACGGUUCUGACACGCCUCAUUAACUCCAUGAUCUUCCAGAAGGGCAUUGGAGAAGUGUUCGGUCCCUACACUCAGCCCACAGAUGCAGAGUUCUGGGACAUGUGGACAAGUUUACGCUACAAUGAUGGCAACUUGGUUUUAGACAGUAUUCUCCAGUACCUCAAUCAGAGAUUUCAGCACAGAGAUCGAUGGGUGGGAGCGCUAACGUCUACACAUGCCCCAUUGCACAUGAUUUACGGACCUCUGGACCCUGUCAACCCCCAUCCACAGUUCAUCCGUCUUUAUGUGCAUCUGGUGAAGAAGUCGACCAUCACAAUUCUGGACGACCACAUCAGUCACUACCCUCAGCUGGAGGACCCCACCGGCUUCCUAAAAGCUUAUUUUAAUUUCAUCCACUCUUUCUGAACAGAUCUGACACAGGCACCUUGUGUGAGUAAUCAAAACCAGAUCAAAAUGAUUUUCAACCCUCAAUGAGGAAUGUUAGGAGCUAAAGUGAAGUCUGAGGAAAACAAAUGCACAUUUAUAGAAACCUGAGAUGAUCAACUACUGUAAUAUUGAGCAUAUCUGUUGAAUCCAACAUUCUGAAUUACUUUUGAUAUCAUUUUCUACAUCAUGCUAAAUGUUAACUAUCUUUAAAUAAAAGUAAUUUUGUUAAAAAAAAAAA
Messenger RNA from Cyprinodon tularosa, 1408 nucleotides. RefSeq names its product mesoderm specific transcript (gene mest). The record is from RefSeq and is a predicted model, not a curated record. The transcript has 12 exons. Lineage: Eukaryota; Metazoa; Chordata; Actinopteri; Cyprinodontiformes; Cyprinodontidae. Gene Ontology annotation, molecular function: catalytic activity. The coding region runs from base 169 to 1149 and encodes 326 amino acids.